This is a messenger RNA of Miscanthus lutarioriparius, 1425 nucleotides long. NCBI's taxonomy places the organism in Eukaryota, Viridiplantae, Streptophyta, Magnoliopsida, Poales, Poaceae. The record is from the annotation of a GenBank genome assembly.
AUGGUGGUGCCGCUCGACCUCGCCAUCACGCCGAUGCGGGUGCUGCAGGACCCACUCGUCGGCCUGCGGUGCCGCGCGCUUUUCGAGGAGGGAGGCGUCGACGACCGCCUCCUCGUCAUGCUCUUCCUCAUGGCCGAGCACCGACGCCCUGGCUCACUCUGGAAGCCAUAUUUGGAUAUGCUUCCGACCACCUUCGGGAGCUCCCUUUGGUUUACUGAGGAAGAGCUUGCCGAACUGGAAGGGACGACUCUGCACCGGGCUACGGUGAUCCAGAGGAAGUCAUUGCAAUCCUCAUUUGAUGAGAAGGUUAAAGGACUCGUUGAGGAGCUUUUACAUGUCGAUGAAUCAGCAAGCUCAAUUGAAGUGUUGUUUGAGGACUUCCUUUGGGCAAACUCAAUCUUCUGGACUCGAGCACUGAACAUACCACUGCCUCAUUCUUAUGAAAUUGACAUUACAGCUAAGGAUCAUAGUGCUGAUGAGAAUUCUAAAUCAAGUAACACAGAGUCAAUUUGGGUUGAGGGCCUUGUCCCAGGAAUUGAUUUCUGCAAUCAUAAUGUAAAGGCACUGGCAACAUGGGAAGUUGAUUCUGUGGGAAAUGUUACUGGAAUUCCUGCUUCAAUGUACCUCUUGCUUGCUGAUAAAAGUUCUGCUGAGGCUGGAGCAGAGAUCUGCAUAAACUAUGGCAACAAAGGAAAUGAGGAACUACUGUACCUCUAUGGAUUUGUGGUUGACAACAAUCCUGAUGAUUAUCUCAUGGUUCAUUAUCCUUUGGAAGCGCUUAGACAGAUCCAGUCUGCUGAUACAAAAAUACAGCUACUAGAGAUGCAGAAGGGCGAAUUGAGAUGUCUCCUACCCAGAAGAUUGCUUGAUAAUGGAUUUUUUGGUAUCUGUUCCAGUGAAGAUAAGGAUAGCAAGAAAAAUACUAGUCCAUUUUCAAGUUUUAGUUGGAGUGGUCAACGCAAAGUUCCAUCAUAUCUUCACAAAAAUGUUUUCCCUCAGGAAUUUAUGAGUACUCUACGGACGAUUGCCAUGCAAGAACAUGAGCUUGAACAAGUUGCUUCUUUACUUGGAGAGGUUGGAUCUAGUGAAGAUAGAGAAAUAUCUGAUGCAGAGAUCCAAAGUGCUAUUUGGGAGGUCUGCGGUGAUCAGGGUGCACUGGGUUUGCUUGUGGAUCUUCUUGGGGUCAAAAUGGCUGAACUUGAAGAGGGCUCUGGAACAGAAGCAUCUGACACUGAACUGCUUGAGCAGGUUGAUUCCAUUCAGUCAGAAGACUACGCGAGUGAAAGUGAUGAGAAGCACAAAAAGAAGUCAAAAAUAAAUUACCGUUCAUGUAUAGUGUACCGAAGAGGGCAAAAGCAGCUGGCAAGGUUGUUCCUGAGGGAGGCAGAGUAUCUUCUGGAGCUUUCUGCAAAAGAACAGACCUAA